Molecule: messenger RNA, 5976 nt
Organism: Pungitius pungitius (ninespine stickleback)
Lineage: Eukaryota; Metazoa; Chordata; Actinopteri; Perciformes; Gasterosteidae
Gene: ccser2b
Product: coiled-coil serine-rich protein 2b
Exons: 13
Coding region: 171-2447 (758 amino acids)
Biological process (GO): microtubule bundle formation
Cellular component (GO): microtubule cytoskeleton
Molecular function (GO): microtubule binding
Source: RefSeq, a predicted model, not a curated record
GAGGAGGAGGAGGAGGAGGAGGAGGAGGAGGAGGAGGUGACGACGGGGAGAAGGAGCGGAGUCGAGGGAAGGGCGGGAACGUUGGGAAGCAUCGACGCAGCAACGACGUCCCUGCAGCUCCGUUGCCGGUGCAGCGGGACCCCGCCCAGAAGGCGUCUUCUGGACGUCCCAUGACGUCCUCCUCGUCAUCAACGCAGUCCAGCACCGGAACUCUCCCCGCCUCCAGAAUCGGAUCUUUAGGCUCCAAACCGAGCAAGGCGGCGUUCGGGUUGAACAAACCCGAGGGCGGGGCCAGAGGUGGCCUGAGACAGCCUCAGGACCUCGCUGGUGGCAGCGGUUCUGGUCCUGGUUCUCGCUCCGGCUCCCCCCUCCAGAAGGAGCUGCCGGCCGGUCGCUGUCACUCGAGCGACAGCCUUGGCUCGGCUCCGCCCCCCCGACUCUCGGAGAGUGACCGCCUCAGGUCGCGCUCCCUGACGCAGGUCCGACAGCAGCAGUCCAACACCCUCACUCCUUCCUCCACCUCCUCCAACCCUCGCAAUCCCAGCCGCUCCUACUCCGUCAACAGGGCUGCAGGCCGAGGAGCUUCCUCGACCAAACCCUCCGUCACCGACCAGACCCCCGAGGGCGGAGCCAAAGGAGGUGGAGGGGUCAAAGUUCAAAGUCGGUCGGUGCUCAGCAUCCCAUCCCUCCUGCCCCCCUCAGCCUUAAGAAAGCCCCUCCUCUCCGUCUUCGGCCCCGCCUCCAAGUCCAGCGGCAUCAGCUACAGGCUGUCGCGGCCGUCGCUCAUUAAGCAGUCCCGCCCCCUCCGAGCGACAUCCAAUCAGCACGCAGAUGAACAGGAAACGAACCGCGGGCCAACAUGGGAGACGUCUUCAAGUCCGGAGAGUUCCCCGGAGGCUCCAGAGACAAAAGACCUGGUGUCCCAGGAGGAGGUGUUGGUCGGGGGGGAGACGCUGGAGGACAUGUCCCUGUCCUCCAGCUCGUCCGUGGACAGAAACGACACCAGCCAGGAGUACAUGGACGACUUUGACAACCUCGGGAACGGAGGGGCGGCCGUGCUGCUCCUGUCCUCCAACAACGACCAGGACGACUCGGGACUCGACCAAUCGUGCGCCAGGUUUGACAAAGUUGUGGCGGGGGGCGGCGGCGAGGCGGCGGGCCUCCGUUUCCUCGACGUCGGCGUGGACUGGACCGGGCUGAGCGGCGAACGAGCUCAGAACCGAGCCGGCGGCCGCAGAAGGUCCAUUCAGCCGGAGUACCACGAGCAGGGCGGCUCGUCUCUGGACCUGUCCCCUUCGGACAGUUGUGGGUCGGGGGGGACCUACAUGUGGGACGAGGAGGGUCUAGAGCCGCUGGGGGGGGGGGGCUCUGCCGCCACCACCGCCUCCAUCCACACCUCCAACGGCAACACCACCCACCACAUCGGGAGCUUCGACUCCGACCUCAACAGCAUUGACGUCCUGAACCACCUGGACUCAUGUGACCUGGAGGAUGAUGACCUCAUGCUGGAUGAAGACCUCCCAGAAGACGGCUCGCUGCACAGCGAUGGAGCGGCUGUAGCCCACAUGGCUCAGUGGAGGAUGAGGCAGCUCUGCUGGGGGACGCAGGACGUCCACAACGACAAUGAAAGUGACUUCCACUGCUACAAGCUUACUGAGGAUUCUGGGAAUAUGAAGACCGAUGCAACCGGAGAUGGCGACCUCGUCCUGGACCUCGGUCCCCAAAGGUCUCCUGGUUCUCCUGGUCUGGGUGUGGAUGUAGAGGAGCUGGCUGAGGACUGCUCUGCAGUCAGAUCCCAGCUGGGGUACCUGCAGAGGCUACUGCUUCAGGAGGAGGACGGGGACGAAGACACUCUGACCACGGACACGCUGAGCCCAGAGACCAGCGACGCCCUCACGCAGGAUCUCCUGCAGGAGGUGCAGCAGCUCAGAGAGGAGCUGAGGUGUCGAGACCGAACCAUCGCCCACCUCACCAUGCAGCUGGCUGUUCCCACGGCGACUACAAGGUGUCGUUGCCAGGAGACGGCGGGACGGAAGGACCGACACACACAGACGAGUGUGGAGGAGAGCGAGAGCGUGGAGACACAGACACCGUGGACGGGGACGACCUCACUUGUACUUCACCCCCCCAAGCGGGACGAGCAGGAACCAGUGACGCUCCGAGCUCCAGCUGCCCCCUGCGCCGCCUCGUCCCCCCCCCAGAUCCCCGCCCCCAAGGAGGGGAAGGGAGCAGGGAAGAGGGUCAACAUCCGAUCUCUGCGGCCCCCCCAGCCCUCCAAACUAAGCCUCUUCCCACCUGCGACCUCCAGACCGACCUCCGGGACGUCCCGUGACCCCUCGCGCCACCAGGUCAAGGUGGGAAUGGCGGCCGCCGCCCACUCAGGCUUGUCCCGCCUCCCCAAACCCAAGAGCCACUCGAUGAUAACCUCCGGUCUCCCCCAAGUAUGAGCUAUUUAAACUUAUUUAUUGUUAAUGUUUUGACACUGAGAACAAAGGUCCACACACUUUGAAUUUACCUUUUUGUGGGAGGUGUAAAACAGACGAGGACGGAGGCGUCGGGGAGGAAAUGACGACACUUGACAAUCAUUUUUUCUUCUAGUUUUAUCUUAUAAAAAACUUCAGAAACGUUGAGGAUUUAAUUUGUUUCAUAAAAGCUCCAAAAAUGACAUUAAAUCAGAAACCGGUGAAUCAUCUGUUUUUCAUUUCCUCCAUGAGGCCUCCACGGUACUAAUAAUAAUAAUAAUAAUAAUAAUAAUAAUAAUGAUCUCCGCUCCACUGCUGCAGGAAACGUUAAUGAAGAAUUUUGUUUUCAUUGAUUACAUUUAUUUGAAUAGAGAAGAAAAAUGAACUUAAAUAACCCUCAAUCUGGUAUUUUCCUUCCAAUUAGUACAAAAUAUUUCGGUUAAGUUUCAAAGAGAUUAAAGGAGCUGUAAAAUAAGGAGAAAAUAUUUUAGAUGUUCUUUGGUAUUUAUUUAUUUCCACCAACUUCGAUUGCAAGAAAAAGACUAAAAAACUUGUUUGUUCCUCAGAUGACGUCAGGCUAAAUGACUCCCUGACUGAAUGACUUCCUGUUUGUUUAACUUCCUGACUGAAUGACUUCCUGUUUGUUUAACUUCCUGACUGAAUGACUUCCUGUUUGUCUAACUCCCUGACUGAAUGACUUCCUGUUUGUCUAACUCCCUGACUGAAUGACUUCCUGUUUAACUCCCUGACUGAAUGACUUCCUGUUUGUCUUAACUUCCUGUCCAUCCGACUGAAUGACUUCAAAUGAGCUUAUUACCGUCAUGCUUCAACGUGCUUGCACAUGGAUCAAACAUGGUUCAGUAGUAGAGGAGAACGUAGCGUAGCUGGUACUUUUACCUUUUGUUAGUUUGUGUACUUCUACUCGUAGUGAAGUAUCUUCAGAGACCUUUUGCUGACUCUGUUACCCUCAAACCUCCGAGCAGGAAGAGUUUGUUUCAGUGUCUUAACUCUGUUCAUAUCGGUGAUCUUCUGUCAGGAGGCAAUAUGCAAUGAAAAUAUGCAACGCUGUACCACAGCUGGGCAGCCAGCCUCUGCAGACAAAAAUAACUCCUGCUGGAACUAGAAAAGUGGAAUUAUUAUUAUUAUUAUUAUUGUUUUUAUAUUUAAUGUGAGAACGACUGCUGGUUUUUAGUCUCUUUGAAACAGGAAGAAGAAACUGAAACGACUAAAAGGUUUUUUUUGCAUCCUGUAUCGGAUGAAAAUGUAUAAGACCCUGUUCUCAAAUCGCCUGUUGUUAUUGUUGUUUACUGCUCGGCCCUCCACUAUGCUUUAAAGUUUUAUAGACGUUUUCAUGUUACUGCAUUUGUCCGUUUCUUUAACUUUGAAAGGGUCUGGUGUGUGAAUCAUUAAGUUUACUAAAAUCCCUUUGUUUUAAUCACAGUCACCACAACACUUGUGAGUGUCAUUGAUGGAACCAUAAAUGAAAAUUAAAAAAACGGUGGUUAUGAAUUUUCAGAGCUGUAUAAAUCAAACUUUCUCAGUUAAAUUUUCACAGUAAGAUGCUUUGUUCCCAAUAAUAUUUCACUGUAUUUAAUCUCAGCUAAACUUGAAAUAAUCCAAAUGAUGUACUCGCGCAUCCAUUCGGUAUCUUCUACAGUAUAUCCACUCUGCUGUGUCCUCUUAUUGUGUUGUUCAUGAGAUUCUUUUAUUUUGAAAACUUGAAGGACAGGUAUUUUAUAUUGUCAUAAAUCUUGCAGUUUCCUGCUGUUUUUUUCUGUGCAAUAAUUCUGGAGAUCUGUGUUUUUAACUCUUAUUUAAGUGCUAAACUGUACAAAGUCUUACUCACUGUAAUUAAUAUUAAUGACUAUUAACUGACGUGUGACCUUGAAAAAGUUUCUCAGUCUGAAAAAUGCACUUUAAACAACAGUCAGGCGACAACGCGACGUCUCGUUCAACUCGCCCCGAAAGAAAGUUUGAUUUUCUGUGUUUUUGUGUUUAAUAUUCAUGAAGUAUGAUUUAUUUUGUCUUUCUUUGCUCAAGCUGCUGCAUUUAUGUCACAUCGGGUAAACAAAACCUCAUGCUUUACUCAGGAGGUUUGAGGAGUUCAGGUGAACUUCCUGUAAUGAAGUUUUAGUUCAAAUGAACUACAGGCGUCUCCCAUGUGACCCAAAUGCAGCUUUCUUCCACUGAUCACAUCCACCUGAGACCAUGACAUCACUUCCUGUUCUUGUGUCCGGGGGCAGGACGUGUAGCUCCGCUGUGAUUGGCCGACACGGCUCCCUGCUGCUCACUGGCUCGUAUUUAUUGCCCUCUUCUGUCAUUGGCUGAGACCCUCUGUGAUGCUGCUGAGAAGCAGAAUGCUUAAAAUAAAAGUUAUCUACUGACUAAAAGAUGUGAAAUCUGAUGUUUGAUUAUGGUGAAAAAAGGUUUUAAAACGUUUGGAACGUUCAUAAAUAAAGUUAAAAUGAACAAAAAGCUCUUAGAGAUGAAAUUAUCGUUUGUUUAGACAGGAUUAAAACAAACAAACACGUAGGAACAGGAAGUGACCAUCAAAGAGACAUGGUCGCCAGCCGGCAGCUUGGCCUCAGGGCUGCUUGCUGGAAGGACCACCUGACAGCAAGCAGCAUGGCAGAAAAAAUAACUUCAUAUGCAUUUAUUAUAAAAUAAAAAAAUGUUUUUCAAGGAUAGUAACAUUUCCAACUGUUCCUCUAAAACUUUACAGGUGGUCGGAUCCCUCUGUGGAGUAAAAGCACUACACGGAGAAAACUUUGACCAAAACUGCAAAUCAUCACAUGCUUUGCUUUCUGAAGUAAAAGUAUGUGAAUGUAGUUCAAGCGACUAGGACUAACUUUCAGUGUGUGUUGUAUGACAUGUACUCUGAGUAGUGAACGAGUGAUGUGGCACUUUUACUUCUUUCAUUUUGUAAACACACACCUGUCAGCUAAAAUAUCACCCUGUUGCCAAAGCAACUUCCAUUUUUUGAGGAUCAUCUGAAGUGUCUGUGUACAGCGGACAGACUGGAUUGGCUGGCUGUUCUCUGCUGUGAUUGGUUGUAAUUUGCUGGCUGUAAUCUGCUGUGAUUGGCUGUGAUUUGCUGGCUGUACUCUGCUGUGAUUGGCUGUGAUUUGCUGGCUGUGAUUGCAAAAUAAGAUUUUAAAUUUUAACUCAAAAUUAGGAUUUUAAAAUUAAGAUUUAAGAUUUCGUACUAAGAAAAUGACAGCAAUUCACUCACUCACACGCACAUGCAGACACACACACACUAUUUGCAUAUUUUUAAUAAACACACGGAUGGAAGCGUCGAUAAGAGCGUGGUUGUGUGCAAGCUGUGCAACAAGGAAUUCACAUCGAGCCUCAAGUAUCACCUCAACGCAACACAAUUAGCAGCUAGCGUGGACGUACAAGGACCCACACCCAACCCACACUGCACCAGAUGACUUAAAAAAACCUAGUUUACAGAAGGUCUACUUACCUAUAGGCUACCUGAAUUUCUGAAAGUACUAUAUUUCUCUGCUAU